Molecule: messenger RNA, 1866 nt
Organism: Scomber japonicus (chub mackerel)
Lineage: Eukaryota; Metazoa; Chordata; Actinopteri; Scombriformes; Scombridae
Gene: slc52a2
Product: solute carrier family 52 member 2
Exons: 4
Coding region: 78-1403 (441 amino acids)
Biological process (GO): riboflavin transport
Cellular component (GO): plasma membrane
Molecular function (GO): riboflavin transmembrane transporter activity
Source: RefSeq, a predicted model, not a curated record
UUGUUCGUGUUUUAUUCAAUCAAAAGGUGAACGGUUCAGCAGCAUAUUCUCUGUCCACUUGGUCGGAGUAAAGCCGCAUGAUGUCCGGCAGCUGGUGGAGCAGUGAGGCGGUGACCCAUGGGCUAAUGGCUCUGUUCGCCCUGGGCUCCUGGAUAUCCGUCAACAGUCUGUGGGUCGAGCUCCCGGUGGUUGUCAGGGUGCUCCCCGAAGGGUGGAACCUGCCUGCCUACCUCUCAGUGCUGAUAGCAUUUGGGAACCUGGGCCCGAUAGCAGUGACCAUCACACACCACUGUGCUCCGGGAAGAUUAAAUGAGCGUGUCGUCAUCCACUGUAUUCAGAUACUGGCAGUGGUGGCAUCUGCUUUUCUGGCUAUCUUCUGGUCACACACUGUCACAAUAGCCGGAGAGGAGAGGUCCCUGCCCUUCCUGAUCUUCACCUUUGUGUUGGCUUUCGUGUGUUGUACGUCCAACGUCACCUUCCUGCCUUUUAUGUUCAGCUACCCCCCUCGGUAUAUCCGUACGUUCUUCAUCGGUCAGGGUUUAAGCGCAUUGUUCCCUUGCAUCGUGGCUUUAGGACAAGGUGUUAGCAAGCUGGAGUGUAAAACUGUGAACGACACGGUGCAGCCACACUAUUUAAAAGAGAGCUUUCCGGCUCAGAACUUCUUCUGGUUCUUGUUUGUCAUGCUGUUCAUCUCAGCGUUAAGUUUUCUGGCUUUGACACGAAGACAGACAACGUCGGAGCAGUAUGCACCGUCACAGGAACCUGACAACACAGUGGUGACAAAGAACGGAGAGGAGACCCACCCGCUUAACAACGGAGGGACGCCGGUGUCUGAGGAUCAGGUGCAGGUGGUUGUUCCUCCACCUGCUCCUCAGACAUUUUGGACACGACACAACAUCUACCUGCUGGCACUGCUUGCUGUCUCCAAUGCCCUCACCAACGGGGUCCUGCCUUCUAUCCAGAGUUUCUCCUGUCUGCCUUACAGCUCCAUGACCUUUCACCUCUCUGUGGUGCUUGGCAACAUAGCAAACCCCCUGGCCUGCUUUCUAGCUAUGUUUUUUGUCAUGAGGUCCCCCACUGGUCUGGGCAUUUUGUCUUUAGGAGGUGGAGUAUUUGCUGCGUAUCUCAUUGCUUUAGCAGCACUCAGCCCCUGUCCUCCCCUCCUGGGAAACCCCUCUGGUGUGGCUUUAGUGGUCAUCUCCUGGAUUAUUUUCACCGGCCUCUUCUCCUAUCUGAAGGUGGUGAUUGGGACUCUGCUUCACGAGGCGGGCCACGCCGCCCUGCUGUGGUGCGGCAUCUCAAUUCAGGCCGGCUCUCUAAUCGGGGCCCUCACCAUGUUCCCCCUGGUCAACAUCUAUCAAGUGUUUGCCAGGGCUCAGGAAUGUGUGGAUAACUGCAGUUAGCAUGAACAACAUAUGCAAGGAAAAAAUUGUGUUUAUUCCUCAUGGGAAAUGACUAUUUUGAACCCUGCUUUAGGGGUUCUUGAGUGAAGUAGCAGAUCUCUCUCGACCUCAUCUUUCUUGAACAUCAUGCCACAGAUGAGGCAUCCUCUUCUGAUUCAGAGGCCUCUGUGAAAGUAAGAACAUUCCCUCAUAAUGGGAGCAUUGUGUUGCUGCACAUUAGCCAAGGGGAUGUAUGAAGCAGUAAUACCACAAGUGCUUUGUGUGGUAUUUUAUAAUGAAUCUCUAUGUAGCUGAAAUUGUUUACAGUGGCAACAACAGCUACUGAUGGAUUUUCCCAUUACAGCAGAUCAUGUGAAAAGCUGUUUACUCAGGGACACAAUCGUUAACUUAUUCAUCAACAUUUGUUGCUUUGGGGUAUAAUUAAUAAGAAAUAUUCAUAUUAUGAAGUUGCAGUGGGGCUGUU